CAUAAUUCCACCGCUCAAACGCAGCCAGCAUCCCGUUCAAAGUGCAUAGAUUCUCUGUUUUGGUUCAUGUAGUGAACGGAAAGAGUUAGCUUUUGCAGUCUUACAGCUUGAAUUUAGUAUUUAAUCUACAGCACAAGCCUCUAACACAUCACUAGAUAAUAAAAGAGCAUAAACGGCUCGUCCGAAGGCCUGUUAUCUUCUGUCCGCGAGACGAGACGGGGGAGUGUCUGGAAUUGGACAUUUAGCUUGUGAGCUAGCGUCAGCAGCAUCAGGUUGACCCAUGUCCUCUGAGGAGGCUCUCGGCUCCGCGCUCUCACACUGGCUCUCCUUUAACUCCUGGUGGCUGCUUCUGCCUUUCGUUAUGCUCCUGGUAGUGGCUGCUUUCAUCGUGGCCUUCGUGCUGCUGCUGUACAUGAUAUCCCCGUUAAUAAGCCCCAAACCUCUCAAACUGAACGGGGCCCAUGUGGUGGUGACCGGAGGCAGCAGUGGGAUUGGGAAGUGUAUUGCCAUGGAAUGCUACAAACACGGUGCCUUCAUCACUCUGGUGGCACGAGAUGAGCACAAACUGGUUCAAGCCAAGAAAGAAGUGGAGAAAUGUGCCAUAAAUGAUAAGCAAGUGGUGCUUUGCAUUUCUGUUGAUGUGUCCAAAGACUACAACCAGGUGGAGAGCGUCAUAAAACAAGCUCAAGAGAAGCUGGGUCCUGUGGACAUGCUGGUGAAUUGUGCUGGGAUGUCUAUAUCUGGGAAGUUUGAGGAAGUGGAAGUCGACCGCUUCAAGAAACUGAUGGAGGUGAACUAUCUGGGCAGCGUUUACCCCACCCGGGCAGUGAUCACCACUAUGAAGGAAAGGCGGAUGGGCCGCAUCAUGUUUGUGUCAUCACAGGCAGGACAGAUCGGCCUCUUUGGUUACACGGCGUACUCGCCGUCCAAAUUCGCCCUGCGUGGUCUGGCUGAGGCCUUACAGAUGGAGAUGAAGCCCUAUAAUAUCUAUGUAACUGUGGCGCAUCCUCCAGAUACUGACACUCCAGGGUUUGCGGAAGAGAAUAAGACUAAGCCUCUGGAGACUAAGUUAAUUUCAGAAACAUCUGGAGUCUGUCAGCCUGAGCAAGUAGCAAAAAUUGUGGUGAAGGAUGCAGUGCAGGGAAAUUUCACCAGCUCAUUCGGACCUGAUGGCUACAUGCUGUCAGCGCUGACCUGUGGGAUGUCACCGGUUACCUCCAUCACUGAGGGGCUGCAGCAGAUUGUGACGAUGGGGUUGUUCCGCACCAUUGCUCUCUUCUACCUGGGCAGCUUCGACAGCAUCGUCCGCCGCUGCAUGAUCCAGAGAGAACAGUCCAAAGCAGCGGACAAGAGGGAGUAGCACCAGCAUUCCCACCACAUGCACCUCCAUCACCUCCGUCAGCACCACUAACACACACACACACACACACACACACACACACACACACACCUCACAGCACGCACCACCCGGCCCGGCAGACGUGUUCAAAUGCUUAGAAGAGGUCUACACUGACAAAACACUGUUUUUGCUCAUUUUUUCAGUAGACCUGUAAUAGGAGUCCAUCUUUCAUGAUGUGUCUUUCAGGACCCUGAUCAUUCCAGUGCAUGCUGCAUCAAUAUUUCAAGCUCUUUAAUACAAACAACUUUAUUUGCAUUGAAACGAUUUACUCUUUGGCUCUCACUGCCUCUAGUACAUUCUCUCGUUUCUGAAAGUUUGUGGUCGUUCUCAAAACCACAUACUAUCUGAGUUCUUGUUCUAGCCUGUUGGCGUAAUGUUAUUUCAACACUAGAAUUAAUUUCAGUCAACUUUUAUUUAUAUUGAGAUGUUACCAAUUGCCGUAUAGGUAAAGAAAAAAAAAAUCUGUAUAGGUGAAGAACAACAACUUCACUUCCUUAUGUUACAGUGAGGUGAAGAACUGUUCUUUUGACUGGUCUGUGAUGUUCGUAGUCAAGCACUGUAUCUUCCUGCUUUUAGAUUUCAUAGUUUUAAGGUAUGGACACAGGACAUCUGUGUUUUCGGAUGAAACAGCCUGAGUCUGCCACUCUGCCUUAUCUUCUUUGCUCUGUGUGGGGGUUUCUGAAGGAAAUGUUUACCUUAUAAAUGUGCGUGCGAGUGUGUAUGUAUAUUUGUCUGCUUGUACGCAUGCGUUUAGGUGACCUCAGGGGCUUCUAAGAGUUCACUGAACUGAAGGAUGGGUCAGGAUAAGCCAUUGCGGUGGUUAAAGGCUCGCUGGCUCGAGUCAGUGCACCUCUCUGCCAGCAGGUGGAGCUGGAGAUCCAAACGGAUCAGGUGUAACCUGAGCAAAAUGUAAGCCUACAUGUGCAGCAGCUCAUGUUAAAAGAAUAGAAUCAGUCAUAGUCGGAUGGUUCGAUGUCCACAACCCCAGAACUCUGUAGUAUUGAAGGUGAAUAAAUGCGAGUACAUUGAGUGUUCACGCAGGCAUUUCAAAAACUGUAGAUGUUGUGAAGCUUGAUCAGAUUUGUACACCAAAACGAGCAAUAUGGCUUCCACAAGUCAAGUGAAUUUCCUCGUGCUCUGCUCUGUCGUAACGUAAAAUGGAUGGUUCCAGCAUAUAAAGUGUGUUUUCUGAUUUAGGCCCUUGUCCUUGUUGCAAGUCGUACCUUACUGACAACUUAAUAGCUAGAGAGAAAAUGACACUUACUCAUGCUGUUGUAAUAUUUGCCUUCCUCACUGUCACAAGCAAACGGGGAGCAUGUGAUGUGAUCACACCCUACAGUUAUAUGAGUAGAUGUUUAUGAGGAGUCCAUCUCUUGAAUGCCUGAAUGCACAGAAAAGAGUCGAUUUAAAGUGAUAGUUCACCCAAAAAUGAGCAUUCUGUUAUUAUUUACACACCCUCAUGUUCUUCCAAACUCGUGGGAUUUUCUGUUUUCAGUAGAACACAAAAAGGAGAAGUUUAGUGGAAUGUUCAUGCUGCUCCUUUCCUUACAGUGAAAGGGAAUGGGGCCUGCAAAGCUCCAAAAUAAUCAAAAAAGGACUGUAAAAGUGAUCCAUAUGAGAAGCAUUAUUUUUUUUUAUAUCUUCUGAAAAAGCAUGAUUGAUUUGUCCCUUGAAUUAAAGAUCUUGAAUAUACUGUACAUGAGAUUUGAGAGUUAUGGCAUAGGUACAGUUUUCUGUGAGUAUUUAGUAAAAUUUUGGCUUCUUAUGGCUUCAAGACUUCAAAUAUAGCUUGCAUGGUUUGUAUGAACUACUUUAAUGGUGCUUUUUUCAUUUGACGGAAAAGAGCAGCGUAAACAUUUGGCUAAAUUUUUCUUUUUCGUUCCACAGAAAAAUGAAAAUCCUAUGGUUCUGGAACGACAUGAGUGUGAAUAAAUGAUGACAGAAUUUUCAUUUUUGGUUGAAGUAACACUUUCAUUCAAUACAAUGUUUUUUUUUAUGCUGCUGUUUUUCCUAGAACAUACCUGCAAACUCAUCAACUUUGUUUUUUUGUCUUGCCUACAUAUGAUGCCUAAUAGUGAUUAUAAGCACAGUGCUGUAUUACUGCUUUCCUAUAACGUAUAUAAUCAUUUAAUAGCUUGUAACGUGGUUAUCCAUUGCUGUUUUUGUCAUGUUUAAAUCAUAGUUUUAUGGUCAUUUUAGAGUUUAGGUUACCAUACACAUAGGUGUUGCUACUUAAACAACAUGUAGUUCUAUUCUAACAUUAUAUAGAAUUUUCCAAAACGACCUGAUUCCAGUACAUUUUUAGAAGAAAAAUUCCCCUUUUCCAUUCCCUGUCACCUUUUUUCGCCAGGCCGGAGUUUGCAGGUAUACUAGAAACCCUUGACCAAUGCAGUCAGGCACUACAGUCAUGGAGGCCCAUUUUCAAGCCUUAAGAGAUCCAAACAGACCACUACAAAAGCUAUAAGGGUUGAUACCUCCACAUCCAACUAUGGCAUAGAUUGUGUAUGGUUUACGUAUUUUUGUUUCAGUAUGGAAAGAGACAUUGAUUUUGCUUGUUUUUGUUUGUUUGUACAUUAUUUGCUAUGGAUAUUUUUUACAAAAAGACCCAAAAUAUGAAAAUGAGAAUGCAUGAGUCAAAACGAUGAUGUUCUCAUUUGAUAUUGGCUCAAGGCACGUCGUCCAGCACAUAGUAGCUAUAAGUUAGGUGCCAAUAUGUGUCGGACAUACGAUUCGGUUGUGCCCUCUUCCAUAACACAUGGACGUAGUCAUUUGUUUAGUCGUUAAGAAGCUAACAGUAGAGAAAUGGUUUUGAACUCCUUAAAGCUAUGCAAAUCAAGCCUGUGCUCACAAUUCAUUCAAACACACAAGAGGACACUAGCAUUUUUUUUUUAAGUUGUCUGCUAUAGUUCACUCUUUUAUUGACUGAAGUUGAGAUAUUUCUGAGAAUAAGAUGUAAAGUUUGAGUAACUUUUAAAAGAAAGACCAAGACCAACUUGGGUGCGUUCUGCUUCUGUGUUUUGUAAGUUUCAUUUUUCCUUACUCAUUUGUUGCCAAACUUGCAUAAAUUUCACCUUGUGUGCCAUGGGAGAAAAAAAGGAUGUUGUUGCUUUGUCUUAUUUUCUUACAUAAUGAAAAUAAAUAACUUUUGAAAGGUAA
Onychostoma macrolepis is the source of this 4555-nucleotide messenger RNA. RefSeq names its product 3-ketodihydrosphingosine reductase (gene kdsr). Gene Ontology annotation, biological process: sphingolipid biosynthetic process. The transcript is spliced from 10 exons. Gene Ontology annotation, cellular component: endoplasmic reticulum membrane. The record is from RefSeq and is a predicted model, not a curated record. Gene Ontology annotation, molecular function: 3-dehydrosphinganine reductase activity. Lineage: Eukaryota; Metazoa; Chordata; Actinopteri; Cypriniformes; Cyprinidae. The coding region runs from base 281 to 1360 and encodes 359 amino acids.